AUGGCGGCCAUUUUUUCAUGGAAACCCUUCGCCUACUUCGCCCUUUUCUUCGCCUUUACCCUUACUCCUCUCGUCACAAUCGCUGGUCGCCGCCAUCGUCGUCUUUUCUUCUUGUCCAUUCUCCUUCUCACUGCAAAAGUCCAGUACGAUGGCGAGUUGGGAUACACAACCAACACAACUUGGUUUGCAUGCCUUCUAAUGGCGUCGGACUUUCUCCUCCUCGCCGAUGUGCAACUCGAGCGAGAAUUACAUCGCCCAGAGGAGGGCAGUGGGAGACGAUGGAAACAAGGGACUGGCUUUCUGGAUGAAAAGACACUCCGGCAACGCUUCGUUUGGGCAUUAGACCUACUCUUUACAAGCGGCAGAGGCGUUGGAUGGGCCUAUCAACCUCGCCACUUGCGACCACAGCUCCCAGAUAUUCCCAAAUCCACCUUCCUCAUUAGACGAACCCUCCUGCUACUGUUCAUCUUCCUCACCCUCGACUUCGCCAAUGCCCACCAGCACUCGAAUCCGGUGUUUUGCGCAAGAUUAGGGCUGGUGAACGCAGGCUGGCUAUGGCGUCUCACCGGGACUGCUUGCUGGGCAGCUCUUGCCAUGAGUGUUUUGUCAAUCCCUCAUCUAUUACUCGGCAUCGCUGCCGUUGGCUUCGAUAUAUCUCGACCGCGGGACUGGCCACCAUUAUUCGGCAGGCUUGAAGAUUUGACAAGUGUGCGGGCAUUUUGGGCACGAGGCUGGCAUCAAUAUCUCCGCCGGUCCCUUACCGCUCACGGACGGUACCUUGCCAAUUCAGUCCUGAAACUCCCUCCCCGCUCCCUCUCAACUCGUUGCAUAGUCAUCUCCACCGCCUUUUUCCUCUCGGGACUCGUUCAUCAACUCGGCGAGCGCGUCCCUCUCAAACGUGUUGGUUAUGGUCCUGGCGGCGGGUCUCUCAUGUUCUUCUCCCUCCAGCCACUUGCCAUUGGUUCCGAAACGCUUGUUUCGCUUUAUUUUCAACGCACAUCACUGUCCCCGGCAUGGCGCCGAGCCCUUGGAACAGCUUGGGUGGCUGCGUGGUUUGUGCUGACAUUGCCGAUAAUGCAGGACCCGCUGUUGCGAACAGGUGAGAUGGACCCGAAAUUCCACACCAGUUUUGUCACGUGGGUCUUGGGAACGGGAUGGGAUUUGGAGCAUUCGCGAAUCUGCUUGUUCGAGUAG
This is a messenger RNA of Mycena indigotica, 1194 nucleotides long. RefSeq names its product BTB domain-containing protein. The transcript has 3 exons. Gene Ontology annotation, biological process: lipid metabolic process. The coding region runs from base 1 to 1194 and encodes 397 amino acids. The record is from RefSeq and is a predicted model, not a curated record. Lineage: Eukaryota; Fungi; Basidiomycota; Agaricomycetes; Agaricales; Mycenaceae.